AUGGGCAUGUUUGCUGAGAUGCAGCAAGCAGAUGUGCGCCCAAACAUCAUCACCUACAAUGCCAGCCUGCAAUCCUGCAAAGGAGCCUGGCAGCAAGCCGUGGAACAGCUCAGGAUUCUACGGGAGAAGGCCGUGCAGAAAGACACGGUGACGCACAACAUCGGAAGCAGCGCCUGCGCCAAGGCGGUGCAGUGGCAAAAGGCGCUGGACCUCCUGGACUCUCUCCAGAAAUCAAAGCUGCAGGCAGACGUGGCCAGCGGAUGCACGGCCGUCAAGGCCAGUGGCCAUUGGCGGAAAGCCCUGGUGUUGCAGAGGCACAACGCUGAAGUGAAGUUGGAGACCAACCUGAUUACCUACAACUGUUUGAUGGGCGCUGUGAGCGAAAAGUGGCAGUGCGCCCUGGAGGUUUUGAGACGUUUGGGCUCUGCUGGCCCUGAUGCUGUCACCUCCAGCAUCAUCCUCAGCUCCCUUGGCGCGGAGGGUCUGUGGCAGGACAGCCUCCAACUCCUGGGUUCCGUGCACGCGCGGAGGCUCCACAGCGACAUUGUGGCCUACAACGGUGUGAUGAGCGCUUGCGACAUCGCCGGGCAGUGGUCGCGGGCUGGUUCCCUGCUUCGGAAGCUGCGCGGUCUUCGGGCCAGCCGAGUCACCCACAACACAGCCAUCAGCGCCAGCAGGACAACAUGGCAACUAGCCUAUGCCGUGGCUGGCGACAUGCCCCUGCAUGGCCUGGAAAGGGACCUUGUGACAAUGACAUCGGCAGUCAGCGCCUGCGGCGCAGAGUGGUUGGCCGCCCUGGCCAUGUGCCGAAACCAACAGCUCUCGUCCGACGUGCUGGACAGCGCCUGCGUCAGCUCUUGCGAGAAGGCCACAAAAUGGCAACCCGCCCUGGCCAUUCUCGACGCCUGUGCGCUUUCUGGCGACCAAAAAUGGGAAGUGCUCCCGCAGAAUGGGGCCAUCAGCGCCUGUGGGGAGACCCAGCGCUGGGAACUUGCGCUCCAAGUGCUGCAGUACGCUUUGCACACAGCCCCGGACGCGAAUUCGGUGAAUGCUGCGAUCACCGUGUGUGGACGUGCGAGCCAGUGGCAAGCUGCAUUGCGCCUCCUUGCAGAGGCGGAAUGCAACCUUGUCAGGGCCCAGGUCCUCACUUACAAUGCCUCCAUCAGCGCAUGCGAGGAAGCCGAACAGUGGAAGGCAGCCCUAGACUUGUUCGACGCAAUGUCCAGCUCCGGCCUGGAACCGGAUUUGAUCACCUACAACACCUUGGUCAGCGCCUGUCGGUCCCGGUGGCGCUUGGGGCAGUCGCUGCUGCGUGCGAGCCUUCGCAGCUUCAACGCCUUGGGCGCUGCUUGCGCGAAAGCUCUGUGCUGGUCCCAGGUGCUGCAGCUGCUGCUCCGGCUUCCCGAGGCUCGCCUAGCACCCAGCCGCAUCUCCUGCAACGCGGCGAUGGCCGCUUGCAAGCGCCGCUGGCGAGUGGCUCUGGCGCGCUUCAUCAGGGGCGACUUUGAGGGCGGAGCGGACCUGGCGAUGCCUGGACUGCCUUGGAAGGGGCUGGCAAGGAUGGACAUCCGCGGCUACACGAAGGCGAUUACACGGCGGCAAAGCUGGCAGAGCGGGCUGUGGCUGGCACGCCUCACGGAGUCCGUCUUGGUUGAGCCGGACAUCAUCCUUUGCAGCAGCGCAAGCAGCGCUUGCAGCGGCGCCGGGCGCUGGAAGACGUGUUGGCAGAUGUUGGCGUGGCUUCCAAGCAAGGGUUUGCGCGUGAACGUCAUCGCUCUCAACUCAGCCGUCAGCUCCUGUGAGUUGAUGGGACGAUGGUGGCAGGCUUUACACAUGAUGUCAGCUCUGAGCUCCAGGAGUUUGGACGGUGACCUCUUGACUACAAGUACACUCUCCAGCAGCUCUGGCAAGGGCCGGCAAUGGACACAGGCAGUUCGAGUCUUCGCCAGGUUCUCCAGAUCAUCCUUGCAAUCAGAUGUUGUGGCUGUUAAUUCAGUGAUCAGCGCCUGCGAGCGAAGCGAGCAGUGGCACAAAGGCUUCGCCUUGCUCGAAGAUGCCUUCAGCUGCCAAACCGCUCCCAGCCUCAUCACCUUCAACGCCUUGCUCAGUGCCUGUGAGAAGGGCAACCGCUGGCAAGCGGCAGCCGCCAUUUUGAAGGCUUUGCGCCCAGACGCCUUCAGCUUCAGCGCCGCCAUCGCAGCGAUCGGCGCAAUUUUCUGGCACCAGGCGCUGGGACUCCUCGACCUGGCGCGAAACCGCCAGGUUCGGCUGAACCAAUUCAGCAGCAACGGCGCUGUGAGUGCCUGUGAGAAGGCCUGCCGCUGGGAGUGGGCUGUGGCCCUUUUCCGCGACAAGGACCUGGUCAGCGGCAACGGGCUGCUGCGCGCAUUGGCGCGAGCGGGGCUUUGGAGGGAGGCCCUGCGCCUCCUGAGAGAGAUGCAGGAGAAGAUGCAAGCCAAUGAGAUCAGCUACAACAGUGCGCUCAGCGCUUGCGAGGAGAGCCAGCAGUGGAUGUGCGCGCUGCAUCUCCUGGACGGUUUCCCUCGCGUGGCGCUGCGUCGCGAUAUCUUCUCCUUGAACACGGUCCUCGGUGCCUGUGAAGCGGCAAGGCACUGGCGCCAGGUCGUUCGGCUGCUGUCCAGACACUCUUUGGCAUCCUUAGAGCCGGACGUGCUUUCCAGCAACCGCGCCGUGGGCGCAUGCGCUCUGGGCGGCUUGGGCGCCUGGCACGCCGCACUGCACUUCUUUGGGGCAGAGAGGCAGAGGAACCUGAUCACCCACAAUGCCCUGCUGAGAGCGCGCUCGGAUUGGCAAGUGAGUUUGCUUGUCCUCAAAGGCUUGUCAGAUGCCAAGCUGGAAGGAACAGAUUUGACUGAGUGCCUCCAGCAUUUGGGCGGUUGUGAGUUGCAGACCAGCGAGGCUACGUGCGCCGGGCGCCCAGGGGAGGGUGAAUUCCGGGCCAUCCGCUGCUUCCGGUCCUUUGUGGCAGCAGAGCGCUGUGUGUCUGCCAAGGCAGGCACUUGGUCCGAGUCCGAGCGUGCCUUGAAGUCAGACAAGGCGGCACUAGGCCACGCUGUGCAGUCCCCGUAUCCGGGCUCGCUGGUGCUGGACCUCGCGGGAGGCGAGGAUGGGCAGAUCAUCAACCAGCUGGCGGAGAGGACCGGCGUGCGGUACCUCAAGCUGAAUGCUGGAAGCGUGAACAGCUACGCCAAAAAGACCAUGGCUGCCGCAGAGGGAAGGGUAUUCUUCAGCGGCAAGGCGAUGCCUCAACAGCUGGACCUGUUGCAACAGGAGCUGCAGCUUCUCUUAGCGGAGGCUCACCAGCGGAUGGCGGAGAGGAUCGAGGAGCUUCGGCCGGUGGAGGUGGUGGCGUCUCGUGGGAAAUAG
Effrenium voratum is the source of this 3387-nucleotide messenger RNA. Lineage: Eukaryota; Dinophyceae; Suessiales; Symbiodiniaceae. The record is from the annotation of a GenBank genome assembly.